ACUGAGCGCUGGUUGGCUGCAGAUAGGGGCGUGCUUCGCAGAGGAAAGAUGGCGGCGGUGACCAGAGGCUCCUUCAGUGUGUUCAGACGUCUGCUCAGCCAGCAGUACCGGCGCCGAUGUUUCCGGCUGCAGAACUUCAGGUCCGACAGAACCCUGCUGACCUGCAGAUGGGACAGAAACCUCCAGAUCUCCAGGACGCUCCAGACCACCAGCGCGUCUCUGGGACCUAUCGUCCAGUUCAAACUGUCCGACAUCGGAGAGGGGAUCAUGGAGGUGACGGUGAAGGAGUGGUAUGUGAAGGAGGGGGACCGGGUGUCCCAGUUCGACAGCAUCUGUGAGGUGCAGAGCGACAAGGCGUCGGUGACCAUCACCAGCCGCUACGACGGCGUCAUCAGGAAGCUCUACUACGACGCCGAGGCCACCGCGCUGGUCGGAAAACCGCUGGUAGACAUCGAGACGGAGUCUGGCUCAGAGGUGAUCCAGGAGGAGGACGUGGUGGAGACGCCCGCCAUGGCCCACGAGGAGCACACGCACCAGGAGAUCAAAGGCCACAAGACGCAGGCCACGCCCGCCGUCCGCCGCCUCGCUAUGGAGAACAACAUAAAGCUCAGUGAGGUGGUGGGGACGGGGAAGGACGGACGCAUCCUGAAGGAGGACAUCCUCAACUUCCUGGCCAAGCAGACCGGAGCCAUCCUGCCCCCGACCCCGGUCCACGAGAUCCAGACUCCGGGUCCGGUCCCCGCCGCCACUCCUGCUGCCAGGCCCGUCAGCACUGCGGCAGCAGCCAAAGCUCCGCCCAUCGUCUCCAAACCCGUCUUCACUGGGAAGGAUGUGACGGAGCCCCUCAAAGGUUUCCACAAAGCGAUGGUGAAGACGAUGACGGCGGCGCUGAAGAUCCCGCACUUCGGUUACUGUGACGAGGUGGACCUGACCCGCCUGGUGGUUCUGAGGUCCGAACUGAAGCCGGUCGCUGAGAGCCGCGGCGUCAAACUCAGCUUCAUGCCCUUCUUCAUCAAGGCUGCCUCCUUGGGUCUCCUCCACUUCCCGAUCCUGAACGCCUCGCUGGACGAAGGAUGCCAGAACAUCACCUACAAGGUGUCCCACAACAUCGGCCUGGCGAUGGACACGUCUCAAGGUCUUCUGGUCCCCAACGUGAAGAACGUCCAGCUGCUCAGCGUCUUCCAGAUCGCUCAGGAGCUGAACCGUCUGCAGGCGCUGGGAUCCGCCGGCCAGCUGGGCACCACCGAGCUGAGCGGCGGAUCCUUCACGCUGUCCAACAUCGGAUCGAUCGGAGGGACUUACGCCAAACCGGUCAUCCUUCCUCCCGAGGUCGCCAUUGGAGCGCUGGGAAAGAUCCAGGUUUUGCCGCGGUUCGACUCCGAUGGUCAGGUGACUCGAGCUCACAUCAUGAACGUCAGCUGGUCAGCGGACCAUCGCAUCAUCGAUGGGGCCACCAUGUGUCGCUUCUCCAACCUCUGGAGGGAGUACCUGGAGAACCCGGCCAGCAUGGUUCUGGACCUGAAGUAGACCAACCAUCGGCCCCCCCGCCCUCCGCCACUCACCCCCCUUCACUUCCUGUUUCUUUUCACUCCGUCACUUUCUUGAUGCCUUUAAGCUGGGGGUGGGGGUUAUCCUGUCACUCACCAUGUUACCAUGACGACUAGACGUCCUGCAGCAGGCUAGUUUAAAUAGUUCAGUUCAUCACCAUAACGUUGUCAUGGAAACAGUACCUGGUCACCACACAUCCUUCUGGGUCUCCAAGGACACACAAAGAUGGCUGAACCAGAUCCUGAACUAUAACCAGAACCAUAAAUGGAGCCAGUGUCUGAACUUGAACCAGUAUCUGAGCCAGAACCAGUACUAGAACCUGAAUGAAAACCAGAAGCUGAACUUGAAGCAGAAGCUGAGCCAGAAAUUAUUGAUUGGACUCUGACUGAUCACAUGGUCCAACUGAAGGGAACCUCUGGACCGGUGUCACCCCAGUGUGGACCUGUAAGGAUCAGAAGCUCCGCAUUGGAAGCUGGACUGAAGUUCUGCUCACACCUGCGAUGAAACCAGAACCGUAAACAUACGGUUUUAUUGACCACGGUGGUUCUGAGCUGAUCCAGUCAGAGACUUGACGGUGGUUCUGGUGAGCUUGGAUCUGAGCUCGGUUCUCGGUUCAGCUCGAGGUUCCACCUGCUGACACAAAUGAUCAAUGAAAA
Messenger RNA from Melanotaenia boesemani (Boeseman's rainbowfish), 2204 nucleotides. RefSeq names its product dihydrolipoamide branched chain transacylase E2 (gene dbt). The record is from RefSeq and is a predicted model, not a curated record. NCBI's taxonomy places the organism in Eukaryota, Metazoa, Chordata, Actinopteri, Atheriniformes, Melanotaeniidae. The transcript has 11 exons. Gene Ontology annotation, molecular function: lipoic acid binding; acetyltransferase activity. The coding region runs from base 49 to 1527 and encodes 492 amino acids. Gene Ontology annotation, cellular component: mitochondrion; cytoplasm.